Pochonia chlamydosporia 170 is the source of this 633-nucleotide messenger RNA. Its product is annotated as ion transporter. The coding region runs from base 1 to 633 and encodes 210 amino acids. Lineage: Eukaryota; Fungi; Ascomycota; Sordariomycetes; Hypocreales; Clavicipitaceae. Gene Ontology annotation, biological process: proton transmembrane transport. Gene Ontology annotation, molecular function: voltage-gated proton channel activity. Gene Ontology annotation, cellular component: plasma membrane. The record is from RefSeq and is a predicted model, not a curated record. The transcript has 2 exons.
AUGUCCGACAACUCCCAAAUUGGUCCCUCGGCACCCCUCCUCCCACCAGGCCACUCUCGCCCCUCCCCCUCGCAACCAGACUCAACCAGACGCGCCGCCCGCCAUGUCCACCAUUUCCGCCGCAGAGGCAGAGUCCUGCUCUCCUCCCGCAAGAAGCACUUCCUCGUCAUGUUUGUCGUGACGCUCGAUGUAAUGGCCCUGCUGGCCAACGUAUUCAUCCAGCUGAUUGCCUGUGAGAUGCACCAGAAUGACGAGGAGUGGGUGAAGCGGGUAACAAAGGGGUUGGAAACCGCCGGGUUGGUCUUUAGUUGUUUGUUCAUGGUUGAAUUGGCGGCCUGUUUGUUCUCAUUUGGCUUUGAAUAUCUUGCUUCGUGGUUUCACUUCUUUGACUCUGCUGUCAUUGUGGUGAGCUUUGUUAUUGAUAUUGCUUCCCAGGGUCUUGCUGAGUCUAUUGGGUCUCUUGUUGUGGUGCUGCGUUUGUGGCGAUUGGCCAAGAUAUCUGAGGAGGUUGUCAUGGGUGCUACGGAGAGAUUGGAAAUAUUAGAGCAACAGAUGGAUGAACUGGAACAUGAGAAUCGGGCGUUGAGACAUCAGCUGGGCAUAGAAUCCCACGAGCACUCCGGUCAUGAGUAG